AGCUUCCCCACCCCUUCCAAUAAGAAUGACCUCUGCGCCUUCUUCCUCUUCUUCUUCCACCGAGCACCACUUCGUUGACAUCCAUCCGGUGCUGAGCGACGGCAACGAUAACGUUAACAGGCUCAGAGAGCGCCAGUCUUCCAACACGGCCGUCAAGUUUCGAAGAGGAAGUGGCGGCGGGGGAGGGGACGUCGCGAGGACACAACCUCAGAUGUCGACGUUUAGCCGGCAGAUCUCCCUGGAGAGCGGCAUGGCGGUGUUGAACAUGGAGAAGAAGAACGUCAAGGGUGGAAGCAACAGCAACACCAAAGAGGAGCAACGGGUUUUGUUGCGGAACGGGAAGAGCUUAGGCGGUCUUAAUGUUGCCGGCGGGGACGCUGGCCAGAGGAAAGGAGAUUUCAGCAUAUUCCGGACGAAGUCGACGCUCGGGGCGAGGCAGAAUUCCUUGAUGCCAUUGAGAAAGGAGAACGAGCCCGAUCUGACCCACGGCGAGGGCGUUCCCGGAUCAACCGGAGCAGACGAGAGGGUCAACAAGAGCGUCCCCGCAGGAAGAUACUUCGCGGCUCUUCGAGGGCCAGAGCUGGACCAAGUCAGGGAUUCCGAGGACAUCCUCCUGCCCAAGGACGAGGUGUGGCCGUUCCUCCUCCGAUUCCCGAUCGGGUGCUUCGGUAUCUGCCUCGGCCUCGGGAGCCAGGCUAUACUGUGGGGAGCCCUGGCGUCGAGCCCGGCCAUGGCGUUCCUCCGCGUCUCCCCCUACAUCAACAUCGCCUUGUGGCUCCUCGCUCUCGUCAUCCUCGUCUCCGUCUCCGUCACUUACACCCUCAAGUGCAUCUUCUACUUCGAGGCCAUCCGCCGCGAGUACUUCCACCCGGUACGGGUGAACUUCUUCUUCGCGCCCUGGAUCGCCUGCAUGUUCCUGGCCAUCGGGACACCGCCGAGGUGGGUGCCGAAGCAUCUCCACCCGGCCAUCUGGUGCGCCUUCAUCGCGCCCGUCUUCGUCCUGGAGGUCAAGAUCUACGGGCAGUGGCUGUCCGGGGGGAAGCGCCGGCUGUGCAAGGUGGCCAACCCGUCGUCCCACCUCUCCGUGGUCGGAAACUUCGUCGGGGCCAUUCUGGCGGCCAAGGUGGGGUGGGGGGAGGCCGGUAAGUUCCUGUGGGCAGUCGGCCUGGCGCACUACGUCUGCGUGUUCGUGACCCUGUACCAGAGGCUGCCCACCAACGAGGCUCUGCCCAAGGAGCUGCACCCCGUGUACUCCAUGUUCAUCGCGACGCCGUCGGCCGCGAGCAUCGCGUGGACUACCAUCUACGGGAAGUUCGACGCCGUGUCGACGACAUUCUACUUCAUCGCCCUCUUCCUGUAUUGCUCACUCGUCGUCCGCAUCAAUUUCUUCAGAGGAUUCAAGUUCUCGGUGGCAUGGUGGUCGUACACGUUUCCGAUGACGACGGCUUCGCUCGCCACCAUCAAGUACGCGGAAUCGGCUCCCUGUUUCGUCAGCAGGGGCCUGGCGUUGAGCCUCUCGCUCAUGUCCUCCACCAUGGUGUCUCUGCUGUUCGUGUCGACGCUCCUCCACGCAUUCGUCUGGCGCUCCUUGUUCCCCAACGACCUCGCCAUCGCCAUCACCAAGAGCAGGAACGGUGGAGCGAAGGCGCACGGCAAGGAGAAGAAGGCCGACAGGAAAGGCUACGACAUUAAACGCUGGGCGAAGCAGUCCCCGCUCUCCCUCGUCUCCUCCAUCAGAAAGGGAAACUCCGCAGAUAAGGAUUCAGAAGGGAAGUGAAAAUGGUGGUCGUGAUAAUAAUACUAUGCAUGAUAGGGAAGAGAUUGAUAUUGAGGUCAGGUUUCUGAAUGUUUAUAUUAUUAUGUUUUUUUUUGGGGGGUCUUUUCUGGGGGUGAGGGAAGAGAAGCACAUAAUUGUGAUCAAGAAAAAGACCUAUUGAAAUAGAACAAGACAUGACAGUAAGCCAUGCAUCAAAUGUUGUACCUCAAUGAUGAUUUAAUGACCAUGAAUAGCCUGGAAGCAAACCAGAGA
Messenger RNA from Musa acuminata AAA Group (dessert banana), 2029 nucleotides. Its product is annotated as guard cell S-type anion channel SLAC1-like. Lineage: Eukaryota; Viridiplantae; Streptophyta; Magnoliopsida; Zingiberales; Musaceae. Gene Ontology annotation, biological process: transmembrane transport; intracellular monoatomic ion homeostasis; stomatal closure. Gene Ontology annotation, cellular component: membrane. Bases 26 to 1777 code for a protein of 583 amino acids. The record is from RefSeq and is a predicted model, not a curated record. Gene Ontology annotation, molecular function: voltage-gated monoatomic anion channel activity. The transcript is spliced from 3 exons.